Aspergillus glaucus CBS 516.65 is the source of this 762-nucleotide messenger RNA. Its product is annotated as 18S rRNA pseudouridine methyltransferase. Gene Ontology annotation, molecular function: rRNA (pseudouridine) methyltransferase activity; rRNA binding. The transcript is spliced from 2 exons. The record is from RefSeq and is a predicted model, not a curated record. Lineage: Eukaryota; Fungi; Ascomycota; Eurotiomycetes; Eurotiales; Aspergillaceae. Gene Ontology annotation, biological process: rRNA base methylation. Gene Ontology annotation, cellular component: nucleolus; small-subunit processome. Bases 1 to 762 code for a protein of 253 amino acids.
AUGACUGACCGAUCUUCCUCAGGGACCCAGUCCUGCCCUCCUCCCGAAUUGCCCCAGCUGGUGGCUGAGCAGCAUACUCCCAUCCCUCCCCAAGACAAGGACACCAAGCGUUUGAUUGUCGUUCUCUCCAAUGCCAGCUUGGAGACUUACCGGGCUGCCCACGGUGGACGCAGCGGUCCGGGUCGCGACGAGAAGUACUCGUUGCUGAACAGUGACGAGCAUAUUGGUGUCAUGCGCAAGAUGAACCGCGACAUUAGCGAGGCCCGUCCGGAUAUCACACAUCAGUGCCUCCUGACCCUCCUCGACUCGCCCGUCAACAAGGCCGGAAGACUGCAAAUUUUCAUUCACACCGCCAAAGGGGUUCUGAUCGAAGUGAACCCCUCGGUCCGUAUUCCCAGAACCUUCAAGCGGUUCGCCGGUUUGAUGGUUCAACUCCUUCACCGGUUGUCUAUCCGCUCAACAAACUCGCAGGAGAAGUUGCUGAAGGUCAUCAAGAACCCCAUUACGGACCACCUUCCCCCCAACUGCCGGAAGGUGACCCUCAGUUUCGAGGCCCCCGUGGUGCGGACCACCGACUACGUCGAGUCUAUGGGUCCCAACGAGAGCAUUUGCAUCUUUGUUGGUGCCAUGGCCAAGGGUCACGAUGACUUUGCCGACUCCUUCAAGGACGACACCAUCAGUAUCAGCAACUACAGUCUGAGUGCAAGUGUGGCGUGCAGUAAAUUCUGCCAUGCUGCCGAAGAAGCCUGGGAUAUUCUUUGA